Helianthus annuus (common sunflower) is the source of this 624-nucleotide messenger RNA. RefSeq lists its product as uncharacterized. The record is from RefSeq and is a predicted model, not a curated record. Bases 1 to 624 code for a protein of 207 amino acids. The transcript has a single exon. NCBI's taxonomy places the organism in Eukaryota, Viridiplantae, Streptophyta, Magnoliopsida, Asterales, Asteraceae.
AUGGCCCCGUACGAAAUGUUAUAUGGAAGAAAAUGCCGAACUCCGGUAUUUUGGGGAGAAGUGGGUCCACGUGGGCUAGCACCCACGGAUAUAAUCCGAGCCACGAACGAGAAAAUUGACAUGGUCCGAGCUCACUUAAAAGCAGCUCAAGACCGACAAAAGUCGUAUGUUGAUAAACGAAGAAGGCCCAUUGAAUUCCAAGUCGGUGACAAAGUCAUGCUCAAAGUGUCCCCAUGGAAAGGAGUUAUUCGGUUUAGAAAGAAAGGGAAACUGAGCCCAAGAUUUAUUGGACCGUUUACGAUUAUCGAACGGGUAGGAAAGGUAGCCUAUCGCCUUGAACUACCGGAGGAACUAAGCGGAAUUCAUAGCACAUUUCACGUGUCACAUCUUCGGAAAUGUCUGGCCGAUGAGACGACUUAUGUCCACUACAAUGACAUUGAGGUGGAUAACAGAUUAAACUAUGUGGUAAGACCCAUUGCGAUUUUAGAUCGCAAGGUGAAAACCUUAAGAAAUAAAGAGAUCAAUCAAGUAAGAGUCAAAUGGGAACACAAGAAGGGUGCUGAUACCACAUGGGAAUCCGAAGAAGAAAUGCAACGGCUAUACCCUACUUUGUUUGGUACGUAA